UCAAACCUGCACGCACAGUCCUUGCUCUUCGCCCCUGUGUGCUCCCUGCUCCAGCCUUUAUUUCUUAUUGCACCGUUUCUUAGGAGAUGGAAGGGCUGGGGGCGCUAUGGGCAGAUCCCCAGGAUGGUAGGGAUCCUACAGCUGAGUGGCUCUAAGCCACCAGGUACAAGGAAAGCCAAGGGAUGCUGAUCCUCCUUCUUCAUGCGGUGCUCUUCAGCCUGCCCUGCACCCGGGCCACCGAGGCCUGUCUGCGGGCCUGCCCUGCGGCCUGCACCUGCAGUACCGUGGAGCGUGGCUGCUCAGUGCGCUGUGACCGUGCGGGCCUCCAGCGGGUGCCCACUGAGUUUCCGUGCGAGGUGGCCUCCAUCGACCUGGACCGGAAUGGCCUGCGCAUCCUGGGCGAGCGGGCCUUUGGCACGCUGCCGUCGUUGCGCCGCCUGUCGCUGCGCCACAACAACCUGUCCUUCAUCACACCCGGCGCCUUCAAGGGCCUGCCGCGGUUGGCCGAGCUGCGCCUGGCGCACAACGGCGAGCUGCGCUACCUGCACGUGCGGACCUUCGCGGCCCUGGGCCGCCUGCGCCGCCUGGAUCUGGCGGCCUGCCGCCUCUUCAGCGUCCCCGAGCGUCUCCUGGCCGAGCUGCCGGCCCUUCGGGAGCUCACGGCCUUCGACAAUCUCUUCCGCCGGGUGCCCGGCGCGAUCCGGGGCCUGGCUAACCUGACGCACGCGCAUUUCGAGCGCAGUCGCAUCGAGGCCGUGGCCUCCAGCUCGCUGCUGGGCAUGCGGCGUCUGCGCUCGCUCAACCUGCAGGCCAACCGCGUGCGCGCGGUGCAUGCCGGGGCCUUUGGCGACUGUGGCGCCCUGGAGGACCUGCUGCUCAACGACAACCUGUUGGCCUCGCUGCCCGCCGCCGCCUUCCGCGGCCUUCGCCGCCUGCGCACCCUAAAUCUGGGCGGCAACGCGCUGGGCAGCGUGGCACGCGCCUGGUUCUCCGACCUGCCAGAGCUCGAGCUGCUGUACCUGGACCGCAACAGCAUCACCUUUGUGGAGGAAGGCGCCUUCCAGAAUCUCUCGGGCCUCCUGGCUCUGCAUCUCAAUGGCAACCGCCUCACUGUGCUCUCCUGGGCCGCCUUCCAGCCAGGCUUCUUCCUGGGCCGCCUCUUCCUCUUCCGCAACCCGUGGCGCUGCGAUUGCCAGCUGGAGUGGCUGCGUGAUUGGAUGGAGGGCUCUGGGCGCGUGGCUGAUGUGGCGUGCGCCUCCCCAGGCUCUGUAGCCGGCCAGGACCUCAGCCAGGUGGUCUUUGAGCGCUCCUCUGAUGGCCUCUGCGUGGACCCCGAUGAGCUGAACUUCACCACGUCCAGUCCAGGCCCGAGUCCAGAGCCAGUGGCCACCACUGUGAGCAGGUUCAGCAGCCUCCUCUCCAAGCUGCUGGCCCCAAGGGCCCCUAUAGAGGAGGGAGCCAACACCACCUGGGAGCUGGUCAACGUCUCAUUGAAUGACAGCUUUCGGUCCCAUGGAGUGAUGGUCUCGUGCUAUAAGGCCACCUUUCUCUUCACCUCUUUCCUCUUGCUCAGCCUGACCCAGUAUGUGGUGUUGGGCCUGCAGAGGGACUGACUGCUACCCUGAAGUGACCCAAACCACACUGGCCAGAAGGGGGAAGGUUUGCUUGGCUGCCAUAAGGAGUGUCUGUAGUAACUGGAGAGGGAAUAGGAAUGGGAUUGGUGAUUAACGUUCUUGCCGAGGGUGGAAGAAACAGUUUGUCUCUAAAGAUAACCCUAGGCAGAGAGCUCUGGGAAAUGCCACUGGAGUGAGUAUACAUUUCUGCUUUUCUCACAAGGGCAUCCAUUGAAAAAAAAUCGAAGAAUAAGCAUGGGCCCUUUGCAGGGUAGAUGAAAAUGGAAGUUCCUGGGAAGUACUCUCUUACUUCCAGGCAACGGGGACGUAGGAUUCAAUUAGCUAAGUACUAAGAACUAUAGCAGCUCUCCUGCCUCAGUAGCCCAUAAACCCAAUUCUUGCCUUUUCUAUAUGAUACUCCACCUUCCUUUUAUCCCCAGGGGCUUGGGAACAACAAGGUUCAGGAAGGUGGACAGGGCAUUAGAGAAGGAGCAUGGCAAAGAGACUUAGAUCCAAGGCAGGCAGUUGUUGCUGAGGUCUGAGGUGUGCAUCGAGACAUUUAAAACAAAGACUCAUUUCUUUUAUGCCACAAUAGUAUAGGCACUGUCAGACUUCUAUAAGGUGUGUGUUUGUGGACCACAUUUAUAAAAUGCUAAAGUUAAACCCAUUUCUCUUAAGCCUUUUCAGAGUCUGUCAAAUGCUAUCGUGAGUUUCCAGUGUAUUGUGAAUGUCCGAGGAAGAACAAAAUCCUCUUUUCUUAGCAUUUCUUUUUUUUGUGGGAAGAGUGUCUGUUCCCGCAAAAUGCUUUGUUAGCAGGGCAGAGCAUCUCCAGCUGGGAUGGUUCCAUUAGGUAUGGAAAUUAUUGUGAGCUGCUUGAAUGGAGACUAAGAGCCAAGAGGAGAAAGCAGCAAGGACCUGUGAAGGGGACUCAGAUUUCCCAGGGUGUUCCCGAGGGCAAAGGUCUACCAGCAUCCACGUGAGUGUUAAGGGGCUCUGAGUGUGGAGUGGGUGAAGGGACAGAUGCCAAGUCCCACCCAGGGCCCCUGACACACCAGCUUUUCUCAUGGUGAUGUGGGAAAGAGCAGAGGUUGACUGUUUUGUCAGCUUCAGAACCAGAAGCUCUUUAGGCCCUGGGCACGAGGGUGUUUGCAGCUUGCCUUUUAAAUGUUGUCCCCUGGGCUAGGGACUGGGGGUUGUGGGUCAGUUGUAUAGUGCUUGCCUAGAAUGGGUGAGGCCCUGGCUUCUAUACUCAUCACUGAGGAAAACAAAAAAUUAGCCAGGCACCCUCCCAUGGUUGGCAGUAGAAGCAGCCUGAGCUGAUCACAAAAGGUGCAGGUUCCUAAUGGGCCGUCAGGUGAUCAGGCCAGGAAACAUGCCAUGUGUCUACAAAGUAGAUGCUCCGGUAAGUCUCAACACUGUGAGCGGUGACAGCUGUAUUCAUCAAUGUCCUGGAAAUAAAUGUACAGUCUUCAUAUACUGAGCUCCUUUCUUUGUACAUUGAGAGGUAAGUUUUCAAAACCCACACAGAUUAGGGUAGGCCAAGAUAUCAAUGCAACAGUACUUUUAAAAAAAUAAGAUUAUUUUUAUUCUUUGAU
Molecule: messenger RNA, 3208 nt
Organism: Arvicanthis niloticus (Nile rat)
Lineage: Eukaryota; Metazoa; Chordata; Mammalia; Rodentia; Muridae
Gene: Nyx
Product: nyctalopin
Cellular component (GO): plasma membrane
Molecular function (GO): protein binding
Source: RefSeq, a predicted model, not a curated record